Molecule: messenger RNA, 966 nt
Organism: Symbiodinium natans
Lineage: Eukaryota; Dinophyceae; Suessiales; Symbiodiniaceae
Source: the annotation of a GenBank genome assembly
AUGCUGGCCGUUUUCCUGUCGCUGUCACUUCCUGCAAUCUCUCUGGCGUCUCGAGACGAGGAGCCUGAGACAACGAUGCAGCAGAUGCAGCUGCUCCAGCACCAGUUGGCCCUCGAACGUGCGGAGGAACGACGCUUGAAAGAAGCGCAGCCACUCCAUUGGAUUCACUUCCCGAAGACCGGCAGCUCAUUCGUCAACACCAUCACCCACCUGCCCGGCACUUGCCCAUCAUUGGCCAACCACGCCCUCAACGAAGACACGGUCGGUGGCGGCGCCUGCUGGCUGUCCCGCUGGCUUGAACAAUGUCAGGGUGUGUGCAACGUGGACAAGUACUCUUGCCCUCAGCCGUGCCACGUUCACUACCCGGUAAGCAACUACUCUGCCCAGCGGGGACACUUGGUUGGAAUGUUCCGCGAUCCGGAUCAGCGUAUCCUGUCGGGCUACCAUGAUGAUGCAAACAACUUUGCGGCAUACACAGAAGAUAACUUUAACCAGGACUUUGGCGGAAAGUGCAAGGGGGAGGUCCUGGAAAAAGUUCCGAAGAAACCCCUUUUAGAGUUCGCCGAGACAUGGAAGGGCGGUAUGACGUACCAGCUCGUUAUGGAGCACCCGAUCACUCUAACAGUGAAUCCGAGCCGGCCCAAGGUGACGCUUCGGGACGCCUUGGAGGCAGCACGAAGGGUGCGCGAGGGCUUUGCCUUCGUGGGCUUGACAGAGCAGUGGGACCUGUCAAUCUGCCUUUUCCACAAGAUGUUCGGAGGACCAUGUCACGCCUUCGAGUUCGAAAACACAAGGCCCAGCUAUGCAGGGAAGAGCGCGGACCAAGACUAUGAUACCGCACAGCUUCAGGGGUGGCACGAUGACAUUGACGAAGUGGUGUAUGCCGCCGCUUCGGAGGUCUUUCGCCGAAACCUCAUUUUGUUCAACGUCUCGAAGGAGACCUGCGAAGAGUUCUGCAGCCACUGA